CGUGUAAUGUUCCCUCUCAUCGUAUCUUUCAUCUCGCAUUUCGGUACUCCUGUAACGAUUUCACCGGCGAAUAUUGUAGAUAAUCUUUAGCUAUCAUCUGUGUGUGCCGGUCAUCUUCUACAAGUAGAGCUUUAUCGCAAAAAAUGGUGCCAUUUAUUUAAGAGCUAGGCAAACAUAUUUUAAUACGUACCGUUUUUUUUUAAUCAAAUCGUUCACAUAAUGAAGUGUGUCUCGUUACAAGUGCUGUUUUUCGUGCUCUCUAUCGAGUUGAUGUUUAUAGGCCUUAGUGUUGGGGAAAAACGUAAGAAUGAUCCGAAUGAUGACACCUCACACGAAGAUGACCUAUCCCGAGGCGGCAUGCGUGGUCCUGCAACGUUUCCAACGAUUGAUUCCGACAAGACUGAGCCAACCGUUACGGAGGCAUCACUAUCAGCCUACGAGCUACAGCGACAGCAAUUGCUAGAACAUCCCGACCGUUUCAGGGAAGAGGAUCUGAAGCCGCUGCGCGAAACACACAUCAACGUUCUGCACGAAGCGAUCGAUGCGAAACUGAUCGAUCAAAGUUUCAUCCGCACGUUGGGAGCCGUUUCGGAACCACCCAAGGUGCACGACGCUACCCGGGAUACACUUUCGAUACGGUCCAUCGUUGAAGAUGUAAAAUUUACGCUCGGUGAUCGUGUAAUGCGUUGGAAAACGAUGAGCGCGACAAACGUUGAUCGGCACGUUGUCGUGGGUUUAACAGCGGCCAGUCUGGUGGUGUUGUUGGAGCGAGAAGGACAAUACGUGCUCAGCCAGGAGCUGAUGCUUGAAUCUGUACCGAUCACCUUCGAGGUGCUGAACUUUUGGGACACGGAGCGUGCUUCAGCGGUCGGCUGUGUGCUGAUAUCGAUGGGUAAUUUCCUCGUGUGGUACACAAUGCGUGAACAAGCGGAAUACCGCCUGGAAGAAGAAUGGCGUUGGCCGUUACACAAAACUAUUACGCAAAUUAAGUUCUUCCGCCAGAAGGAGGUUGAUGCGCUGCUACUAAUAGGACGCCAUCCGAACCGGUACGAAUCCGUGUCGGCGACCGUGUACGAAUUUUCUUUUAACGAUCGUCAGUUCUGGUUAAUGCAGAAGCUCGGUUUAAAACAUCCUUGCCCAUCGGUAGGACUUGUUGCUGCUGGGGAAGAGUAUUUGGUAGCGUUUCCCCAAAACACCACGGUCGAAAUGUUUACGUUCCGAGUGGGUGAUCAGAACAGGCGGAAGUUUAAGCCCGUCGGGACCUACACGUCGGAAGCGCUUCGUUCGGUUUACGCAUUCCAAAUCGGACGAUAUGCGUACAUUGCAAUUAGUGGUAAAACGCCAGCCGUUUUACGAUACAAGCGAGGCAAGUUUUACGAACAAAAAAUUCCUACAGAAUCGCUCGAAAUAGUGGAAGCUUUCUUUGAGAUACCGGCCAGAACGUACCGUGACGAUAUGAUUCUGCUGGUACAGCAUCGCAUGAUCUUUGCCACGCACGAAAUUCAACGAUUGGAAGCGCUCGUCUGGAAUGGAGUGUCGUUUGAUCUGGCCACCAACAUACCGUGCAUGGUCGAGAAUGAGGUGAUUGACAAUGAGGUCAGUUGCAUGCUGGACGUAGACCGAACGGAUGGUUUGUUCGGUGCGGCGAUUGUACAGCGCGGAAAAUCGAUUUCCAUCAUUGUGCCACGGCAUGAGGCACAUUCGAGUCUGUACCAUUUGUCUAUCGAACUGCUCUCGGGUGAGCAUCCGAUUUUAAUGAAAAUCCAGGAGAUUAAGGAAACGAUGGACGCAUUUACCAAAAUUAUCGACUACCAGAAUGCGGUAAUUGAGCAAGCGGAAUCGUACAAAGGGCUGAUGGAAAGUGACCCUGUAGUAUUGAAGCGACAAAACAUUAGCACGGUGGACACUCCUUUGGUGAGGUUUGCAGAGGGGUACGAUUUGUCCGAAACGAAGAUAACCAUUGGUCAAAAUAGCUGGCGAAUGGCGGACUUUGAAGCAGAUCUAGGAGCUACCGUUAAAACAGUUCAAGACGUAGAACAGAGCGUUGAUGCAAUGCUGACCGAGCUGCAGUACAGCGUGCGGCGAGAUAGCCGAUCACAAGAUCUUCAGAUCAACGGUACGGUACAGGUGACGGGAAAGCUGUACGUGGAUGGCGCUUUGCACGCUGAUGAUAUGUACAUCCAACGAUUCGAACAACCCCGAACGGACUAUCUCCCUCGUUUUGGUCGUGAUGCAAACGAUCACACAUCCACUGCGAAAGAACUGCACGUUAAGGAACUGAGCGUAGAGCAGCUUUAUUUCGACCAUUUCAAUGGUAUCCCGGCUGAGGAGUUUGUGUACAAUGUUGACGGCAAGGUAGCUCUCGACGGAGAAUUAGUCAUCGGUGAUGAUCUCUACACGAACAGUGUCAUUCUGCCCGAAGGUGGAACGGUCAAUGGAAUCGACUUAAGCGAAUCCUUGAUCUAUUUCAACUGUAAGAACAGACGUUGGAAAAACCUAACGCUAGAUUCGCUGGAAGUUAUCGAUGAUGUGCACGUUGCGAGUAAAGUAAAUGGUGUGCAAAUUAAUCUCCAGGAAGCAGAAAGCUCUCUGCGCAAAGCGAUCGAUGAGGAUGGACGUGUGUUACGCACCAAAUCCUUGCACAUUGAGGGAGACCUAAGCUUCGAACGUAUUAACGGAGUUCCAUGGAAAACGUUUUUCAAUGGGCUUGUUUUUAAGAACCGCCCAAUGCGAUUAGGUCAUCUUUAUGUUGAUGGGAAUGUUACAUUCGGUAGUCAAACAACCGUACAGUUCUUGAACAAAUUACGCUUCCCGGAAGAUUAUGUGUUACGCAUGGGACCGCGUGAAUCGAUCAUAACAGGCCAGAAGCAUUUCAAAGGAUUGCUAACAAUGGAUGCACUUGACAUCGAUGGUUUCGUGAACGGUAUCAAUCCGUUUGAUUUCAUCACGCUUCACGACGACCAGUACAUCCCGGGUAACGUUACGUUCGAUUUGUUAGAAAUCGAAGAAUCCCUCGAAGUUCGCGGUGCCGUACAUGGGAAGCACAUGGAUAAAUUUCUAGACAAUCCAUCUAUGCUGCAAACGACCAUCCUAAAAGCGGCCUGUGAGUUUAACGAGGUAGUUGUCCACGGACCUAUUUACGUCGAUCAGCUGGAUGGAUACGAUUUGGAUCAGUUCUUGCAGAGCGUUGUGUAUAUCGACGAGCCGUACGUUGAAAUUAACGCAUCGAAACACUAUCGAAAUCUGCAGUUUUAUGACCCGAUCCGGAUAGAAUCAAACAUGAUUGGGGAGAUACAUCUGGAUGAGCUGCUUACGAAAAGCACGGAUCAAACGGUCAACAUCAGCAUGGUGCUGGGCAAUGUGUUUUUUAACCGCGUACAAAUGGACGGACUGUUCGGAGGCAUUAACGUGACAGAAUGGGACAUGAAUUCGAUCAAAGUGUUCGGUGAUCAACACACGCAAGCGACAGUAGAGUUCUGCCCUCAGUAUUCUUUGCUGUACGCAAAGAACCUGGAGAUACUGGGAACGCUUAACGGUCAAACGCGUGCUGAGUUCUACGAUAUGGAUGAAGAAAUUGUCUUUCGCGAUCAGUCUAUCUACAUAGCGGACGUUUAUGCGAGUUAUUUAUCGCUGACUGACAGUUUGAUCGAUGGUCCAUCGAAGAUGCUGAACAACGUUCAUCUACCAACAUUUGACGCCUACCGGUUCAGUUUAAGCCAACCGCAGACGUUUAAUUAUGACGUACUUGUCGAUACGCUGUACGUUGGCAAAUCGUUUACCACGCGCUACCUGAAUGGAGUGGAUGUUGUGAAUCUGCAGGAAAAUGUGGAAACUUAUCUCAACGACGAUUACAUGCUUAGCGGUAAGCAUGUGAUCGAUACACUACAUAUCGAUGGUAACGUCGAAAUCGGUAUCUUGAAUGGUGUUGAAUUCGCCCGAUUUCUGAGUAACGUUAUAUGGCUCGACCAACCGAACACUGUACCGAGCGCAUUGCACUUCCUGCAACCCUUACACGUUCAGGGCGAUGUGUCCGUUGGUGGAACUUUAAAUGAGAUACCAUUAACACCAUUUUUAGCUAACGUUGUGUACAGGAACGAUGGUGCGGUAUUGGAAUUUACUGGAGCAAAGCUUUUCACCCAAGGGUUCGAUGUGGUGGGCGAUCUAAAUACACCAAUAAUUAACAACGUACCGGUGAAAGAUUUCAUACUUAAAAACGAAUCCAUCGCAUUCCCCGGACAUGUCGUAACGCUCGGUAGGGUGUACGUUAAAGAAAUGAUUGUGACGGGAACCAUCAAUGGAAAAUCAUUUAAACCGAUCGAAACGUACUAUGCAUACAACAAUAUAACCGACACACACAUCAUAAAGGGUGAUCUACAUCUGCAAGGACAUCAGAUGGUUCACAAUCUUGAAGCGCUCGGUGGUUGGAAUGAGCUAAUGAAUGUAAGCCAAAAGCUUGUAACGCUCAUUCGGACGAAUCAGGACUACUACUUCAAGGGUCACUAUGUGCUUCAGGAGGAAGUUCAUUUCAAACAUGGAUUUACGGUCGAUUUCAUCAACGGGUACAAUGUGUCGGAUGUACACAACGAAAUCGUUUACUACGAUCAGGAGGAACCGAUCGUUUUUACCGAACCGGUAGAAUUCCACGGUAAAGUAUGGGGCGGAUCGUUACGUGUCGAAGGGGAUUUGAUAGGCAAAAACCUGAUGGGAAUCGAUCCCGAUGUACUUGCUAAACAAACAUUGCUAGUAAACAAGGAUUACGAAAUCUUCGACAAGAUGGUAUUUCUUCCGGGAGCCUUCAAAUGUGACCAUCUUACGGCAACGCAUAUCAACGGUUUACCGACGAGCGCACUGAUUACACUGCACACGGAACAAACGAUCGAGCAUCCAGUGUACGUGAAACAAAUCGUCGUCCAUCAUCCAGUGCAAGUGGAAGGUCUUGUCAAUGGACGGAAUCUUCCCUUUGAACGUCAGAAUACAGUCAUGCGUUACGGUGAACAAACGAUCGAAGCUUCCUCCGUAUUCAACACGAUACGCGUGCUGAACAGUGCCACACUGCCAAACAUGCUGAAUGGCGUUCCAUUUGGUGAACCGGUGCAACUGACCGACGAUAUGACUAUCUCGUCUCCGUUAAGCUUUUACCAAAUAGCGGCCAACGAUGUGUACACCAAGGAUACGAUCGGCGGGAUAGAUUUCGAUCGCUGGUACGACCAAACGCUCUGGACGGAUGGACGCGAGCAUCAGGUGUAUCGCGGUAAGCUACGAUCGCGCAAAUUCGUUUUCCGCGACUCUAUCCACGGGAAUGGAACGAUCAAUGGGUUAACCAUUGAUGCCAUUGUGCGUAAGUUACAUGCGGAGAAACAGAGCGUCGAGGGGGAGCUGGCGAAACGCCGCUCAAAUUAUCGUACGUUUUGUCGUGAAACGCAGGCACUCAUCAAUGGUACGCAACGAGGCAUCUAUUUCUUUAACUAUUUCGUACAACGGCAAACAAUCCGCGAGCAGCAACCCAUUCAGUCGUUCAGGACGUUCCACCAUCAGGGAAAUUAUUUCCUCGGAAUCAACUUUGGCUGUGGUAGCAAAUUUUACCAAUGGAAUCCACAGGACAGAACGUUUGUCGGUCUGUUUAAGAUGCACACGGGAUAUAUCUUUGAGUGGCAAACGGUUGCACGGGAUGAGGAAAAUCUCUAUCUAAUAACGCGAUCGGCUCCUACGGAUGAGCAGUGCAAUGUGACAGGUUUAUCGAUAUGGCAAUUUAAGGGAUUAUCAUUGGAAAUGGUGAAAAACUUCCCGAAUAGGGAUGUCGACAGCAUGUUCGUAGAUCCCGCUAUAUUCGAGCGAUUCUACGUUUUGGAUCGAACGACCGUGUUUGAGUAUGACCUGGCGGGGACCGUGCAAGACGAAUGGGAUCUAUCACGUAUCUUCGAGUCUGCUAGCUUUUUGCCACACACGCUCGGUGUUGGGCUAGCAUUGGCCGAUGGUAAACGGAUCGCAGUUCUCUCCCGGAAAGAGACUACCGCAACUUCCCGCCAAAAACGAUCUCAUGAAGAUACAGUCGUGAACCUUGCCUUAUUCGCUUCCCCUAUAAAUGUGUAUAAUCAUAUGCAACGGAAUAAUUCAUACUACCGGACGGAUGAUACUCCGGACGAAUACUCACCAGACGUGGCAUUACUUACCCAACCGGACCCGGUGAAUGAAAUUGGAUCGAUGCAGGAAAGCAACGAUACCGUCAUCAAAACACGCGAAUCGGCAACGGUUCUAGUCGAACCACAGCAUCUUCCCGAACCACGGAUAGCAAAAGCUGUACCACUCGGGCGCAUUAGCACUACGGAAAAUAAUCAUUUCCCCGAUCCUGCCACCGGUGAGCUGGUUAGCCUGCACGUUGGCUUCAAGGGUGAAGCGAAACGUUUGCUCAUCGCCAUCACAAAUACGGUGAACACGAUCGUCAAGGGCAACCAUGACACAAUCCGCAUCUACAGCGACAUUUUGCAAGGGCAUCUGUUCCAGAUCAUUGCCUGCCAUCGGCCAUCACAACUGACCGUGCUAGAAAUUAGGGAUGAAACAAUAUUGGCAUUUUUGGAAAGCAAUCGAAAGGUUCAGCUAUAUACGUACCGUGGCCGGAAAGGGUUCGUUCAUUGGAACAGCUUUAAUCUAGCAUCGUCCGGCAUUCAGAUGGCAAGCGUGCAGUUACCACAGGCACCAUUUUUCAAGUGCAAUCUGCACUAUCUGGCCAUUGCGCUCAGCAGCAGGGAGUUGAUAUUUCUCAAGGCCAAAACACAAGGCGAUUGUGGGAUCAAUCUGCAACUGGAUUGUGGAGACGUGUAGUUAUUAGGAUUAUGUAUUGCGUUUUAGCGGGUUGUGUUUUGUUCUAUUUACAACGAAGCGAAAGUUGUAUUAGUAGAUGUUGUGAUUGUAGGAUUUUUUGUUUUCUUUAUUGUGCACGCUAAUAAAGAGUCUUUUGUUUAUA
This is a messenger RNA of Anopheles funestus (African malaria mosquito), 6961 nucleotides long. RefSeq lists its product as uncharacterized. Gene Ontology annotation, molecular function: heparin binding. The record is from RefSeq and is a predicted model, not a curated record. The coding region runs from base 220 to 6819 and encodes 2199 amino acids. NCBI's taxonomy places the organism in Eukaryota, Metazoa, Arthropoda, Insecta, Diptera, Culicidae. The transcript has 6 exons. Gene Ontology annotation, cellular component: cell surface.